AUGGCAACUCAAAGUGAUACCACAGCUACUUCAGCUAGUAAAGAUACCAUUUCCAAUAAUACUAACUAUAUAUCAUCUAAUUUAGAUCUUGAUCAACAAACACAACAACAACAGAAUGAAAUAGAAAAAGAAAUUGCUGAUCAUCAACCAUUAAUAAGUCAUCUAAUUGAAACAACUGAAUUAAAAAAGGAAUAUCUAUCAGAAGAUCAUAUUUAUCAAGAUAAAGUAUCUGAAUUAAUAAAAAAAUAUAAAUAUAUUCGACGAACACGUGGUGAUGGAAAUUGUUUUUAUCGUGCAUUUGGUUUUGGUUAUCUUGAAGCAAAUAUAAAUAAUCCAACAGAACUUGAUAGAUUUCGUCAAUUAACUUAUGAUUUAAAAGAUAAACUUGUUCAAUUAGGUUAUUUAGAUUUUACUGUUGAAGAUGUUAGAGAUGUGGUUGUUGAAAUAAUCGAUAAUUUACGUAAAAAUGGAAGUGAAGCGAGUUUAAUGGAAACUUUUUGUUCAGUACCACAUUCAGAAUAUUUUGUUGCUUAUUUACGGUUAUUUACAUCGGCUUACUUACAAAUGAAUGCUGAUUUCUUUGAAAAUUUUAUCGAUGAUGGUAAAACAAUAAAACAGUUUUGUAGUAGUGAAGUUGAACCAAUGACACGUGAAUCUGAUAAUAUUCAUAUAACUGCUUUAGCUAAAGCAGCAGCUGUUCCUUUACGUGUUAUAUAUAUGGAUCGAAGUGAACACUCAUUAUUGACAACACAUGAUUUUUCAGCCACUGAUGACGAAAAUCCAAAUACGUUUAAACCAAUGAUUACAAUGCUCUAUCGACC
Adineta steineri is the source of this 821-nucleotide messenger RNA. Lineage: Eukaryota; Metazoa; Rotifera; Eurotatoria; Adinetida; Adinetidae. The record is from the annotation of a GenBank genome assembly.